Haemonchus placei is the source of this 2661-nucleotide messenger RNA. Lineage: Eukaryota; Metazoa; Nematoda; Chromadorea; Rhabditida; Trichostrongylidae. The record is from the annotation of a GenBank genome assembly.
CUGAUUGUCGACGUGGAACGAAGUUCUUUGGAUAUGGGUGGACCUCCAAGUCAGACCUCAUCGUCAGCUACAGAGAAGCGAAUCCAUCAGUCGAUCCUGUGCUCUACGCAAAGUCUGGCCGAGAAAGUCGACGAAUUGCGAACGGCAGCUGUGUCCAAAGGCGAGGCACUUCCACACUGUGUCGAAGCUCACUGGGAAACAGUACAGCCGCUUGCGGCAUCCGCAUGCGAAGCCGCAGCAAUCGCACGCGACAGUCGCCAGCAGGCCGAAUUGUUUGACAAGUGUCGUACGGUCGUCGAGGCGGAGCUCCAGAUGAUGUAUGCAUGCCGUGACUCCGCAGGAAAUCCCAAGGCAGUCGAAGCUCAUGCUCGUGUUGACGAAGCCGCUGUACAAUUGAAAGAUGCACUUGAUGAUAUGAGAAGUACCGUGAGCGCGAUCAGCAGUGAACAAGGAGUCAUCCAAGGAAUGGUCGAGACGAUUUCUCAUUCGAUUGCUGGUACCGACAUGAUGCAUGCAUCUUCUCAAGGAUCGUCCUUUGCUGAUGCACAAACGAAAAUCAAUCAAUACCUUGAGGAUAUUAGACGAAAUGCCACCGACAUGCCGUAUUCUGAACCACAAGCCCUUGGCAAUAUGGCUUUGACGCUCAGCGAAAAGUAUCGGCUACUGGCUGAAGAAGCUAGACAGGCCGUAGCCAUGCUUCCGUCUCCGAGUGUAGCUCAAAAACUCAAAGUAGCUGUACAGAGAUUAGGAACCUCAUGUAUUGAUACGGUGAAGGUGGCUGGACAACGCCGUGCACAUCCAGCAGAUCAGGUCUGUAUCGACUUAUUGAUUGCCGAUCUGAUUCAAAAAGAAUUCCUCCAUUUCAAGCGUACACAUCGAGAACUAACCGAUAGUUCGCGUGUGGUGGUGGAACGGGUGAACGCGGUGUUGGCAUCACUGCACGAAGGCUCGAAAGGCACUCAGGCUUGUAUCAACGCUGCCAAUACCGUAUCCGGAAUCAUUGGCGACUUGGACACGACGAUCUUGUUUGCCACCAGCGGAAGUCUGAACGUUACCACUGAGCAGCGCGAUUUCAAUGAGCACAGGGUUGCCAUUAUCAAAACAGCAAAGGCGCUGGUCGAAGACACCAAGGCACUUGUCGCUGGAGCAGCGUCCAACCAAGAACAGUUGGCAGUCGCCGCUCAGAAUGCAGUUCGAACCAUCGUCAACCUUUCAGAUGCGGUCAAAAACGGCGCUGGCAGUUUGCCAAGUUCCAACUCUGAAGCUCAGGUCCUGGUAAUCCAUGCGGUACGUGAUGUGGCCGCUUCGUUGUCGGCCCUGAUUCAGGCCACAAAGAACGCCUCUGGUAGAUCGCUCCAUGACCCUGCAAUGGGUCACCUCAAGGAGGCCGCCAAGACAAUGGUUUCGAACGUGACGUCUCUACUGAAGAUUGUGAAGACCGUCGAGGACAAGACCCAGCAAGGUACCAGAGCUCUGGAAGCAGCCAUCGAUGCCAUCGGAAUCGAAAUCAAGACUUACGACCACGAGACCGGUGAGGGUACAUCAGGCCCGUCCGGUGCCACACCGGAACAUUUGGCACGUGCAACAAAACGCGUCACUGAUGCGACAGCUCGUCUUGCCGGUGCCGCCCAGACGCUCCAACAAAGCGAUGUGAUAGCCGCUGCGAACCUGGCCAGAGCUGCUGUCAGUGAGCUGCUGAUCGUAUCUCGUGCUGCGGCUGCAGACGCUGAUUCUGCUGAAGCCCGAUACCGAACGCUUGACUCUGGACGUGAUGUCGCCGCUCAGGUCCGUGGUCUGCUUGUGGCCUUGCAUACGGUUCUAGCACGAAAUGCUGAUCAGUCAUCGCGACAGUUGCUUCUGGAUGCUUCCCGUGGAGUGGCACGUGCAGUAAAAGACUUGAUUGGAUGCAGUGAACUUCUGAAGGUACUGGGUGACACAUGGGCGGAUCAAUCCGAUCCGACGGUAGUGGCUGAAAACGAAUUAAUGGGAGCAGCAAGUUCGAUAGAGGCAGCUGCUGUGAAAUUGGCAGAACUCCGUCCACGAGUACAACCGAAAACCGAUGAGAAUUUAGCCUUUGAUGAACAGAUCCUCAGUGCAGCCAAAUCGAUCACUGCCGCUGUUCAAACGCUGGUGAAAGCGGCUUCGUCAGCUCAACGUGAGCUCAUUGCUCAAGGUCGUCUUGAGUCUCAUCCACAACAGCACAGUGAAGACUACCAGUGGUCUGAGGGUUUGAUCAGUGCUGCUCGUUUCGUUGUUGCCGCUGUCCAUCAACUUUGUGAAGCAGCAAAUGCUCUCGUUCAAGGUCAAGCAAGUGAAGAGAAGUUGAUUUCGGCUGCGAAGCAGGUGGCAGCAUCAACCGCUCAACUGCUCGUAGCCUGUAAUGUCAAAGCCGAUAUGGACAGUCAGGCAAGGAGACGACUUCAAGCUGCUGGACAUGCUGUUAAGACGGCUACGGAGCGGCUUGUUACAGCAGCUCGGCAGAACGUGGUAGAGGAUGAACGCAACAUUGUGAUUUCUGACCGACUUGUCACUGGCAUUGCACAGGUGAUGGACGCCCAAGAACAAGUGCUCCGUAAAGAGAAAGAACUCGUGCAUGCCAGAGAACGUCUCGCGAACCUCAACAAGGCACGAUACGAACGUGGAGCAUCGCCCGAGCAGUAA